Molecule: messenger RNA, 1318 nt
Organism: Acanthochromis polyacanthus (spiny chromis)
Lineage: Eukaryota; Metazoa; Chordata; Actinopteri; Pomacentridae
Gene: mboat4
Product: membrane bound O-acyltransferase domain containing 4
Exons: 2
Biological process (GO): peptidyl-serine octanoylation; lipid modification
Cellular component (GO): endoplasmic reticulum membrane
Molecular function (GO): serine O-acyltransferase activity
Source: RefSeq, a predicted model, not a curated record
ACUGUCAUCUGCAGGUACCUGUUUGUUUCUGUUGGAGGAUGUGUCCUGGCAGUCGUCACAAUGGGCUUCUACAGCUUGCUCCUCUUCACUUCCACCUUCAUCUUCAUUCUGCUCGUCCUCUCUGUGGAUCCCAGCUGUGUCCACAUCUGGGCGUUUGGUAUCCAGAUGUUGUGGCAAACCUUCUGGCACCUGCUAAUACAAUACAGGGAACACUACCUGCAUGAACCUGUCAGCAUCAGAUUGUUCUUGGCAGUGUCCUCUUUGAUGCUGCUCACUCAGAGAAUCACCUCAGUGUCCAUGGACCUACAGGAGAAACGAGUUAUGCUGACAAACAACACAUCAUCCAGAAAGCAGACGUGUGUGAUGAUCCUCCCUCUCAUCAGCUACACCCUCAGCUUCACCACGCUGCUCGGUGGUCCUCUGUGUUCCUACAGCCGAUUUGUGUUCCUCAUGGAGGGAAUCGGCCUCAGCUGUCCAUCCAGUCCACUGGCUGUGGUCUUCCUGAAGCUGAUCCAAGUGUUACUGCUGGAGUGGGCUAGGUGGUGUCUAAUCUAUUUUCUGAAACAUAACAUGUAUGAUCCCGUCAACUCCGGCGUCCUCUAUGGCAUCCUGUGGAUUUGGUGUCUGGCACUAGUUUUUAGGAUCCAGUAUUACUCUCACUGGAGGAUCAGUGAAGGCCUCAAUAACGCAGUAGGGUUUGGCUUUUGGGAAUAUUCAUUCGUAGACUCCUCAGAACUGAGCGGACUCUCUGAUGGGGAUUUCUGGACCACUGAGUUGUCGAGCAGAAUGUCAGAGUAUGCCCGUCGAUGGAACUUUACAACAGCUUUAUGGCUGCGCAGACUGGUUUAUAUGAGGUGCAAACACUUCCCGUUGUUCAUGUGUUUUGGCUUUUCACUUUGGUGGCAUGGUUUACAUGUAGGUCACUUUGUGGGGUUUUUCACCUGGGCAGCAACAGUGAAAGCAGACUAUCACAUACACAAGCACUUGUGGCCACAAUUGUCACCAACAUGGAGGAAAAUAUACACGUUCUUAGGCUGGAUUAACACUCAAAUGAUUGUUACUUGCAUUGCUAUAGCAGUAGAAUUCAGAAAUAUGUCUGGUUUGAGACUCUUGUGGGGAACAUAUGUAGGUCUGUUUCCAUUUGCAAAUAUAAUUCUGCUCUUUAUCUUAUUAAAACUUGAGAGACGCUGAAAGUAAUGUGCAUACUGGGAGUCAAAAAUAUGUAUUACUGCAAUAUUAGAAAACUGUAUUCAAAUUAGUAGUUUUAGAGCAAGAUGUAACGGGUAGUCAUACAUUAUUUUAUACCACAGUCACAACA